Messenger RNA from Medioppia subpectinata, 678 nucleotides. NCBI's taxonomy places the organism in Eukaryota, Metazoa, Arthropoda, Arachnida, Sarcoptiformes, Oppiidae. The record is from the annotation of a GenBank genome assembly.
CCCCUCUCCUGUAAGGGUCGCUAUCGUGACAGCGAACCCAAUAGGGGUGAUGUCGACGACGCUUUGGGCAACUUCUCACUCACACUCGUCGAUACACUGGACUCGCUUGUGAUAUUUGGCAAUUACAGUGAGUUUGAGCGGUCGGUGGCGCGAGUGAUACGAGACGUGCAGUUCGACACGGAUGUAGUGGUGUCUGUGUUCGAGACCAACAUCCGAAUGGUCGGCGGUCUCAUCAGCGCUCACAUACUCGCUGAGUAUCUCCAGGAAAAGCAUCACAUAAUGGGCUGGUAUUCGAGUCAACUGUUAGAGUUGGCCAAAGAUCUCGGCUAUCGAUUGUUGCCCGCCUUCAACACAACCACUGGUAUACCUCAUCCAAGGAUUAAUCUAAGACAUGGUCUCAAAUCGUCAAACUUGGGCUUCGCUCGCGAGACCUGUACCUCAUGUGCCGGGACUAUGAUCUUAGAGUUCGCCGCCUUAAGUAGACUCACAGGCGAUCCCAUAUUUGAGUCCGACUUAGUCGGUAACGUAAUCAAUAUCCAUACGGGAGACUGGAUUCGGCGAGAGUCGGGCGUCGGCGCCGGUAUUGACUCGUAUUACGAGUACUGUUUGAAAGCAUACAUACUAUUAGGCGAUGAGAGCUAUUUGGAGCGCUUUAACCGCCACUACGCGGGUGUCAUG